UGAUGAUGAUGAUGAUGAUGAUGAUGAUGAUGAUGAUGAUAACGACUCAAAAGAUAACGAUGAGGGUUGGGAGUCUAGCAUUGAUGAUACGGAUGAUACGUGGGAGUCUAGUGUAGAUGAGACAGAUGGCCAUGAAGUGGUGGUGACCAAAACGUUGACGAGUUGUCCACCUACAGAGACCAUGACGGACGACCAUGACCGUACGAUUACAAAGACCAUCACCUCUUGUCCUGCAUCGUCCACGACGACUAGCAGUAAAAGCCAUACAAAAACGACGUCGAGCAAACCUGUUCCUACCCAUUCGAUCAAGAGUUGUUACAAAAAGGCGGCUUUAACACAAUAUUGGGUUCCUAAAGAAGGCGAUAAAGACAUGUUGAACGAUGGUACAAUUGUGACAUUAACAGGCUCCAAAAAGAAAAAGUUGGUGACCGAUGAUGGUAAAAUGAUUGCCAAGGUGUCCAAAACGACCUAUGAGAAAUUUCAAAUGGAAGGCACAGGUCUCUUGGAAUCAGGUAUACUCGUCAAUUUAGCUUCCUCCGAUGACACGUUUGAAAAAGUAGAUCGCAAGGAAGCACCCUAUGGUCUUGGUAACACAGACGGCAGCACAUUGACACCUUGGAUCUCUGUGGCUUCCAACGAUUUGAAACACGGUACGAUUCUACAUAUCAAGGAAUUAGACGGUGUCGAGUUACCGAAUGGUCGCGUUCAUAACGGCUGUGUGCGUGUAGAUGAUGAAGGAUGGAGUUUUGGUGGUUGUCAAUUGGAUUGGUUUGUGCUUCAAUUCAGUGCUUAUCAGACACUCGUGGAUUUGGUGCCUGAAAAAGUCACGGUCACAGCACAAGAUUGUGAAAUCAAAAAUUAUGUGACAGAACAAGAUAAAAAUUGGGCCGUUUUGCAUUAACUUUAUUCCCAUCGUUUUCUUUUAUUUUGUAUACAUACCAUAUUUUUACCCUUCGUCCCGCCCCUCUUUCUCUUCUUUCCCGUUCCUUACUUUUUUAACCAUGUCAUUAUUUCUCGCUCCCAUUGUUUAUGUACCCUUUAUAUUUUUCUUAUUAGAACACACACACACUCUUUCUUUUUUUUAUUAUUAAAUAAAUCAUGAUUGUAUUUUUAUAUUUUUGACCGAAAAAAAAAAAAAAAACGCGAGAGAAGGGCA
Mycotypha africana is the source of this 1156-nucleotide messenger RNA. RefSeq lists its product as uncharacterized. The record is from RefSeq and is a predicted model, not a curated record. The coding region runs from base 182 to 901 and encodes 239 amino acids. NCBI's taxonomy places the organism in Eukaryota, Fungi, Mucoromycota, Mucoromycetes, Mucorales, Mycotyphaceae. The transcript is spliced from 2 exons.